GGGUGAUUCGUUGGUCGGCUUUCGUCUUUCGUAUACCAAAAAAAAAAUCAUUUUCGAUCGAAGCGGAGAAAAAAAAAAGCUCUCAAGGAAAGGCGAAUUGGAACUGUCCCGCUACGAAGGUAAAAUCGAACCCUUCUCUUGCUGAUUUAGGGAUUUAGAUUAGGUUCGAUGUUGUUUUCCUGUCAAUUUAGUGUUCGGUUUUGUGUUUUCAAUCGAUUUGGGGUCAUUUACGUUUGAAAUUAGGUUUUCGAAAAACUAGGUUUUUAAUCGAUUUGGGGUUUAGGUCGUUUGUAGUUAGGGUUUGAAAAGCAUUUUGCUUUCAAACGAUUUGGGGUUUAAGUCGUUUGUAGUUAGAGUUUUGUGUUUUCUGCUCAAGUGUUUUCGUUUGUUCUUAACUCGAUCCCUCUGAUUUGAUAAUCUUUGGUGAUGAUUUGUUGUCCUUUGUUCUUACUCGGGUUUUUAAUUGAUUUGAUAAUCUUCUCGUUUGUUCUUUUAUCCCUUUACUCUGAUUUAGUUUGCUUGGAAACUCAUUGUUGAUAUUGUUUACAUUCGUUUCUUGUUUGCAGAUGGCGAAUCCACAUGAACCUCAUUUCUUAAAGCCUCUGCUUCCUGGUUUCCACAGUGGCAUCACAAUACCACUUGGCUUCUUCUCAAAGCACAUAGAAAGGAAGACGAACCAGAAAACAUGGAAACUAAGAUCGGACGCUUCAGAUAAAAUUUGGGAAGUGAUACAAGAAGGCAUGAGACUCACCGGAGGUUGGAAAGAUUUCGCCACAGCACAUGACCUUCGAAUCGGUGACAUUGUCAUCUUCAAACACGAAGGAGACAUGGUGUUUCAUGUCACUCCUUUUGGUCCUAGCUGUUGUGAGAUUCAGUAUACAGAUCCUGACAUCAACAAGGAAGAAGCCGACGCGGGUGAUGCUGAUGACAAUGAGAUUAGUAAGUUUCAAUCAAACUUGUUUCCUCUUUUACUACAUUGCUUCUGCUUUAACUUGUUUUGUCUUGUUCUGCAGCUCACAUUGCUUCUAGCUCACGGAUGAUUUAGGAGUGAUUGUGACCGGAAAUAGAUAUCUCUUUUGCUGUGUUUCAUUCCUCUCUAUCAAACUUGUUUCCUCUCUUGCUAGUUAUCUCUUUCGGUUUGUUUCGUCUCUAUCAGAACUUGUUUCCUUUUCUUUCCUUUUGGUACUACUGUAAAAUCUUGUUGCUACAACUCGAAGUUGCCACAAGUGUAAUCUUGUUUCUUAUCUUAUAUGCUUCUCUUAUGUUA
Brassica napus (rape) is the source of this 1267-nucleotide messenger RNA. RefSeq names its product B3 domain-containing protein REM9-like. The transcript is spliced from 2 exons. The record is from RefSeq and is a predicted model, not a curated record. Bases 567 to 1040 code for a protein of 157 amino acids. Gene Ontology annotation, molecular function: DNA binding. Lineage: Eukaryota; Viridiplantae; Streptophyta; Magnoliopsida; Brassicales; Brassicaceae.